UGCAUGGGCUUUGAAAUCACACAGUUCGAUUCGCGGCAUUCUUCUAACAUCGUUUCGCCGGUUCACACGAGGAGAUUUUUUUGUGGCAAGAAAAUUGUUAACGGUGGUAGAAAAGGCAACGAUAGGCAACAUUCCUCAUAAAAACUAAGAUUCUCACGUUUUUAUACACAUGACAGUACUCUAGCAGCAAGGAGUGGUUCAUCGAGCUGCGAAAAUAAACCUCAACGAUGCCGACUAAAACCGAAUUAGAAGAUGUUCGUAUGAUUAUGUUAUCACUAUUGGUAUCUCGACCUGGUUUCACACAAUUGCCUGUUCUUGACCAGGAUUACUACGAGUACGAAGGCAAACGUAUACCAUGGCGUAAGUUCGGCUUUGGUAGUCUAUUAGAAUUCUUGCAAAGUAUGCCAGAAUACUUUUGUUUCUCGGAAAUUAACGGCGUCAGAUCUGUUCGCGCUAUUACUGACAAGAGCAAGCACGUGAACUCAUUAGUAGAGCGUCAGAAGAAAACAUCGAAGUUCACUCGUCCUAAUCGGUCUUUAUAUCGUCAUCCGCGUAUGCUGCGCUAUAGACCGAAGAUUCCGGCCGAGAAGCUGAAUGAUCUGGUGGGGUACGUCAGGAACCAUCCAAAUGGCGUGAAUAUAAAUAUCGUUUUGUCGAUGCUUCAGAGCCAAUUGCCAUAUGUCACGCUGACCACGUACGAUAUUCAAGAGCAAUUGCGCGAGCUAGGACAUCAGCUGUAUCUGGACUGUGACACAAUUCGUCCAGUAGUAAGAAACUGUUCUGUUCCCCGAACUAAAAUUUCUGAACGCUGCAUGUCUCCGUUAGUAUUGGAGCCACCGGUCGAUAUGUCUAAACCAUCGUGCUCCAAUGCUAUGUAUACCGUUCCCGAAGAAUGCCCCGACACGAUGUUUACAGACGAGGAUGGCUUUGUGCGGCCUAACAGCGCACGAUGUUCAAGGCAGCCAAAGACGGAUGAGCGACUCAUAUCAAGUCUAAAGGAGCGUCCGAAUUAUGAAGAGAUGAUCAGUUAUCACGAUAAUGUUCAUCACGAUAACCAAGAAGAGAUGUAUAGUAUCGACGAUAAUACUGACUCCAUGGACUUGAACAUGACCGAGAACGAAUCGAAUAAAUUAUCGAAUUUGAUAAGUCAGAAAAUGCAGUCGCGACUACAGCAACUGGUACAGAAGUAUCCAGACGGCAUAAAGUGUUCAGAACUACCGGAUUUAUACAUGAAAGAAUUCAAGGUUCCACUGAAUUACACUGAGCUAGGCUUCAACAGUGUUUGCACCUUUGUCUCGUACUUACCAGAUAUUUUCUGUCUAAAGCGAUUAGAUACUAAUGACGAUUUUAUAGCGUAUAAUGCUGACAUGAUAUUGAAAAAGCAAGAACAGGAUGUGACCAGAAAUGACGACCAAAGAACAUCUAAAAGUUCUACUCGAGAGACAAUGUCCCAAACGAAGCUAAUCAACAUACCAAAAUCACGGUUUGAAAUACAUGACAUAGACAACAAUAACACGCAGUUUCCGUUGGAACUUCCCCCAAACGUACUUAUGAAAUUUGCGCCUGAUGAUGUUGUACAUUGUCAUGAGAUAAGCCAAAUAUUAGUCACCGAUUUGCAACAGAGCCAAGAAUCCUAUUUGGAAGUUUACCUUGUAGAAGUAUUCACACCGUCCUUCUUUUGGAUACAUCUACGGAAGAAUAUAAAUCAUUUCGAAUUAUUCAUGAAAAAUUUGGGCACGUUUUAUGACGAAUAUAGCGAACGGUACGCUAUCCCUUCUCUCGCGCUGCAACGAAAUCUGAACUGUGCGUGCAUUUACGCCAAUGUGUGGCAUAGAGCGGUUAUCAAAACUGUAAAGCCGGACUUCAGAGUUACUGUCUUAUUUAUCGACUAUGGGACUCAGAAAACUUAUCCCCCCGAGAAUUUAUUCUAUUUGACGAAGCAAUUCUCUUAUCUCCCAGCGCAAGCAAUACCUUGCGCUCUAUAUAAUGUCAAACCGUACGGGGGAGAUCGCUGGAAGAAGAGUAUAACAGAUCGUUUUAUAGAUAGAAUUAAUGAAUCCGUUUUGGCCAUGACCGUAGUAUCGAUUGACUCUUCGAAAAACUCCAUGUUGAUUACCCUGACUGAUAAGAGUGAAGCGAAGGAAGUGUGUAUAAACGAUUGGUUAGUUGAAGAAAAUCUAGCGCAAUAUGGCAAAAUGGGUGACUGCGUCGACAUGGAGAGUUUACCGAAAUAUGUGGUAAAUAAUUUAAACCGCCUACCAUCGUAUUGCUUUGCGGAGGAAAACCCGGUCAUCAACAGCUAUAACAACAAGUGUACGACCACGGAGGAAUUCAAUGAAUCGCCCAAAGUCUCAUCCGGACCGAACUUCGCGUAUCGCGAGAAUAAUCAGCAGUCGCGAUCAGUACCGCCGGGUUUCAUGCCUUUCAAUGAACACACUGAUCGGUUUAAUACACCGACGAAUCGCUGCUACGGAUACUCGUCUGUCGGGAGUAACACGAGCACGAAGACACCAUCGUUAUUCACCGACUUGAUAGAGGAUGUAGCGAACAGUCCGUUCCUAGAUAAAAAUAUGAAGUCGUCUGUAACGAACUUAACGUUGGACAUUCUUUCCAGCGAUGUUGAGAGACAGAUGUUCGCACAGUUCAUGCAGGAGAACACGACGCUGCAGAUAGAGCUGACCAAUUCUUUCCGCCAUCUGCUGAAGUUCCCGCCAGAAACCAAAAACACGUGCCUCGAUUAUAUCACGUUGCUAUUUCAGUUCAAUAAUGCCCUCAGGCUACUUGUGAAGGAACUGAAUAAUCAAUUAGAGAGCAUUAUACCAAAUGCAUUCCAAAGCAACGAGAACGACGCCGGCUUGUCAUCAAAAACGUAUAAUUACAAUCCUAGUUGCGAGAGUCCCAUGAAUCAAGAAAUCACGAAUUCAUUAAGACCACCACCAUCAUCGACAGCCUCGUCUUCUACGCAUUCGUUCGGUGAAUAUCACAAUCAAUACCAUCAUGCUGCAUUCCCCAUAUCUGACACGAAGGACCUUCCUCACAGUUCACAACAUCAAGUUCAUAAUCCUCACAACUCACAACUUCGAACUCAUGCUCACAAUCUCGGGCAGUUAACGAAUCAGGUUUUCGUCAGUUCGCAUCAAGCCGACGCGAAUGGCCCGUGUAUUCAAUCAUCUUUUAUCUCUUCUGACUCGGAGUCGUUGGCGUUCAACAGGCACGGAAAUAUUGCCAAAAAUACAUCGGCUCUCGAGAAUAUUUCAAGCGGGAAAACACCAUCAUCGUCCAGCGACUUGAGAAAAGGUAUGAUGAACAGUCCGUUCUUGGAUGCAAAUUCGAAUCCACCCGUGACGAACGCAUCUUUUCCAACGUUACCGGAAAUUCUUUCCAACGACGCCGAGAAACAGACAUUAGCACAAUUGUACAUCGAUAAGCUGCUUUACCAAUCGGUUUUGAAUACGAUAACAGCUUCACAUUCUAAUACCGCCAACAUCAAUCCGUCUAGCUGUCAUCAAAGCGCGAACGAGUUUGCUAAUGCGAAUAUGCAACACGGAAACGUUUACAAGAACGAAGAACGGACCAAACUGAAAGAAACGAAUCCAUUCAUAUCUCAUCAGAACGUUGAGGCACAGGUGGAACGAAACGUACACAACAGCUAUGACAUGACAAAUCUUGCAUUGUAUUUGCCCAAUGAUAAUCAGCAGAGUUACACUCCGACAGUGAAUAAAAACACGAACACUCGUGCGGCAGAUUACAAUUAUUACGGGAAUAAUGUGAGGAGCGAAUCGAAUGUUGGCUUAGUGUCGACGGAAUACAAGACGUAUGAGGAUGCCAAGGUGAACAGCGAUGGUAAUUAUACGCCAAAAAUAAUCUACGAGGCUGGCCCGGUAAUGUACAACUUACAGAAGAAACCAGAGGAACAACAGUUGCCUUUGCAAUCGGCCACGCAAUUGCAAGGCAAUAUUGUCAACAAUGUCGUCAAUCAUGUCGCACCUUCGUCCAGCUCAAUUGACAGGUCUGUCUUGAACGACGAGGGUUACACGAUGCGGAUGAUCUAUAAUCCAUCACCAGUGACAAACACGCAGGACCACUAUCAACCGGACAUAUUGCCACAGCGCAAUUUGCCAGAAACAUGGACCAGGGCGAGGAUUCAAAACAAUGAUCCUUUACAGAAUUACAGCAAGAGGUCCAUUUCGACCACGAUAUGUUCACCGAGCAGUUUGUUGGCGCAUGAAGAGGGGAAUUACGAAGCUAACAAAGAAUUCACGAGUGAAGACUCUUACAGAACGGUCGAACCGUGUCAUACCUCCCCAAGUAACAACAGUGAGAGAGCGAUGAUAGCCACAAACUUCUGGAACUCGUCUCCCAACAAUGACGAAGAGGGAUUUUCCAACUACAACACGUCAUUAAAAAUAUCUUUUUUAUUUAAGAAAAUCGAUUCUGUUGACGGAGUAACAAUUUUGUUUCACAUGAAUGAGGGAGGUUGGAUGUUAAUGCACGAAUUUGUGGGAGCCUUCACCAAAUUCAGCAAAUCCUGUCUGAUGACAUUAUUGAAAGCAACAAAUGUGUCGAUUCCGUUUAAAGAAGUUCACAGAUUUGAAUAUCCGACUCAAUUUUUACAACUUGACAGUUAUCCUUUAAGUGUUGUCAGAGAUUCUAAUAAUCGCAUUACAUCUCUUAAUUUGGUUUCUUUGCAAGCUGCAUUAGGAUUACUUCUUAAAUUAAAACUAAUCUCGCGCGAAGAGUUAGACAACGCUUUUAAAGGAAACAAGAUGUUCACACAAAGUCCUAUUUUGCUCAAUAUGUGGAUAUUGAUUUCAUGUUUUAGGAAUUACUCAUAAUGUACAAGGAUCUCAGAUGUCUCAUUGGAUAAUACAUCAUAAGUUAUAGAAUAUAAGUUUAAGUUUACAACAUCGAAAUAAAAAUAAAUUUUAUCAAGACUGAACGACUUACAAACAAAAUCUUUAGUAAUUGUUCUGUAAAUUAAUAUAGUGACAUCUGUAAGAAUAGCACAAGAUUUUUUCUUUUUUUGUAGAUUUAAUGAUGAGUAGCAAUGAUUAUUUUAUAGAUAAGCUAUUUGGAAUUUGCAAUGGUUUAUUUAUACAUAUUAUAGAUUAUAAUAAUGCAAUAAUUUUGAUACUUAUAUGAGUAAUGAAGUCUUUCAGCUUAAAAGUCAAAGUCCAAAGAAAAUUAUUUAAUUUUUAUUAUCCUUCUAAUUUCAGUUUACUAAUAUGGUAGCAUUACGUAUAAAUAUAAAUAAUUUUUAUAUUUAAGAGGAUUGACACCGAAAUAGUACUUAAUAUAAAAUUAUAUUACAUAUCACACUGUGAUAAUAUACUUAGUAAGUUAAUAGAUAAGUUAAUAGAUAAGUUACUUCUAAUUAGUAAUUUAGUAUAUAAUUUACUACAUAUUAAUAAAAAUGUAAUAAAUUUUUUUUUAUUAAAUUUAAUCAUUUACUCAUAUGAUUAUAAGUUUUAUGAGUAUAAAAUAUGUUUAAUUUUCAUUAUUAUUAUAUUCUUUAUUAAGACAUAUAUGAUGGAGAGAAAUUUCUAACAGUUAUUGAUAAAUUUAAUUUGAUAAAUUUAAUAUAUAUAUAUAUGUGUGUGUGUGUGUGUAUGUGUGUGUGUGUGUGUGUGUGUGUGUGUGU
Molecule: messenger RNA, 5641 nt
Organism: Odontomachus brunneus
Lineage: Eukaryota; Metazoa; Arthropoda; Insecta; Hymenoptera; Formicidae
Exons: 10
Coding region: 228-4835 (1535 amino acids)
Biological process (GO): spermatogenesis
Source: RefSeq, a predicted model, not a curated record